Molecule: messenger RNA, 3120 nt
Organism: Naegleria fowleri
Lineage: Eukaryota; Heterolobosea; Eutetramitea; Acrasida; Naegleriidae
Exons: 1
Coding region: 1-3120 (1039 amino acids)
Source: RefSeq, a predicted model, not a curated record
AUGGCAACAUCAUCAUCAUCAGUAGUACUGUUUAGUGGAUAUUUAUAUCCAGUUCAAGCCUUUCCGUCAUUGGGAAAUCAUCAUCAUGAAGAAGAUAUUCUCUUUUCUUCAAAUCCCUCCACAAGCCCAUCUUCAUCGUCCAUCAUCAUUAACAAUUCAUCAUCUUCCAUCAUAAAUGAUUCCGUAUCAGAUAUUCUCAAUGAAGUAGAUUCACCCUCUCGCUCCAAUUUACAAUUCGGAAAAAGGAAAUGGUUUGAAAUUAGAAAUGAUUAUCACUUGUAUCAAUACCGAACAAGAAGAGCCUCUUCAUCAUUCCAUAGUCCUUCUCAGAACCUUAACCUCAGCAACAAGAGUAAUAAUAAUAACAACAGCAACAAUAGUAAUGAAGGAGUAUCAACCACCAUGGUUGGAUCCAAUCCUCCCACUGCCUAUGAAAUGAAAACUAAUUUAUUACAAUAUCACCAUAUCCUUCCGGUUAAUCAUGUCACUUAUUCGCAGAGAAGUUUUAAUGAAAAUAUUAUGGAAAUAUAUUCACAACAAUCGCCAACGUAUCGAUCGCCGUUAGUGGACUCUUCGUCGGAAGAGUUUGGAGAAGACUCGUCGGCAUUGUCUUUGUCCGUUCAGGAUUCUGAACAGCAACUCCGUACUACCACAAUGACGAGUGCUGCUUCCAAUAGAGCUCGUUCAUCGAGCUGUGGAAACGAAAAUGAACCUCAAUCCAUUCCAUGUGAUGAGGAAUUGAUCAAUGAAGCUGCUGAGGGAAUGAUGGUGAAUAAUUCUUCGCCCAUGCUGCUCCAGAAACGUUACAUGCUCUGUUGCAAGAGUGACGAUCAACAAGAGAUCUUGCUGCUUGCGACAAAUUCAGAGCAAAAGAGAAGUGAGUGGAUUUGUGUCUUGAAACACAUUCUUCAUCUUGGAUUUUCAGAGAGAAAUACGGUUCGAUUCCAAAGUUUGGGAGGUAAUGUACUCAUUCCAGUAGAUCCUUCGCUUACUGUGCAUGAAAUUCAACCUUCUACUGCCACCACAAAUACUACCACUCCUUCCCCUCUCAGCACUCUCUCCAUUGGAAAUGCAUUCAAUAUUGAAUCAUUGAAGAAUGAGGUUGCUCUUUAUAUUGCAAAAUUAUCAGAAAAAAUUCGACAAAAUGAAAGAAAGAAAAAGGAACGAGAAGAACGAAAUUAUAUUCAACAACAACAAUCACUGCUGUUGAAAGAAUCCAUCAAAGGACUUUCAUCCUUUUCUACACAGUCACAACAAAAAAUUGAAACCAACACUGCUACCACAAACUUUAAAAGUCUGAAUGCAGACCGAAUUUUCCAUAUUGAAUCUCUGUGUGAAGAAAUUAAUCAGACAAGACUCGAUUUAUUGGAAGAAAAACUACGAGUAUUGACAGAAACGAACUGGAAAGACAACAUUUCCUGUACCUACACUCUCCCCUACACAAACAAACCCUCCACAAAACCCCUCUUUCACUAUUUAUUAAUUAUUGAAGAAUACAUUCGAGAGAAAUCACCCCUAUAUUUCCAAAAAUCCAUUCAGUUUGUUCGAUUAUUGCUGUACUUUGAAUGGAGACAUUUAGUGCUCUCACUAAAUGAAAUUAGCAAAGAACUUGCCAGGUGGAGCUCUGAAAAUUUAAAACAACUCGAUACUCUUUACUCACAGAGCUUUGAAUAUAACACGGCGAAAAAGUCGCUAAGUAGCACCUAUAACGAAAUGUAUAGUCGAUAUAACAUGUAUACACAAGCAUUUGGCGUGACCAAUGAUGGAAGUCAAUUAAGGCUUGAUUCCAACACAUCUUCUGCGUUGAAUAGUAUGCGACAAACCAAACAAGAGUUAUAUGCAAGUUUAGCAGAUGCUUCGAUCAAGUUGAAACAAACGAAUAAUCAAAUCAGUUUGAACAUGUAUCAACUUGGUCUCAUUGAAAAUUUACUCAUCAAAGUGGUCAAUGCCCAGAAAGCAUCUGUCACUUGUUUGAGAUAUGGCCAACUUGUCACGAAUAGUGUUCCACAAAGAUUAUUUGUACUCGAUGAAAACUUUGAAACAGAGCGUGACAUUCGAAAUCUCAUUGAUUUGCCAAGCAAGAGCGACGCUAUUGAUAUUUGCUUUUUAAAAUUAUCAAGUAGACAUAUUAUUGAAAAAUUUAAGAGUAGAAUAGAGAGAGGAGAUGACUAUCUUCUCCAACUCAAACAACAAAAAGAAGAAAUUCUUGCAGAGAUCAAGUCACAACAACUUGCAUCAUCCGAGGAGAGAAAAAAGCAUGCCUCUCAAAUGAUCAAACAAAUGCAACAACGUCUCCGAUCAAGCCUUACGUCAGGUCCAAAUUCUAAUUAUUUCUGCACUCAAAUUCAUCAAUAUGUACAAAAGUUCCUCAAUAGUCCAGUUAAUUCCACAAUGGGCUUACCAAAACUUCAGGAUUUGUUGAAAAAUUUGACGGAUAAGGUGAUUUCAUUGAUGAAAAUUACACUCAAUUGGUAUCAAAUUUAUGAAGUGUUGGAAUCCAUGAUUUUUGAAUAUACCUCCCAAACUCGAGGAAUGAUUAUGUACGACUGUUGUCUCGUUCAAGUGAAAAAUGAAAUGAGAAUGAUGGAUGAAAAUUUCUACACCAAAUGUCAAGAAGUUUCACACAAGCUGGUUGGACAAUUACUACUCGAAAGUAAGAAAAUUGAUGAUAAGGAUCUCAAUGAAUCUGAGUUUAGACAGUUUGUCAUUGAGGAAGAAAUUGUAAAAUUUAAAGAAGACUAUCGAGUUCCCAUCGAAUUAAUCAAAUCUCUCUCAGAGGAUUACCAUGACAAAGUUUCGGACACUAAACCCUACAAUCCCUCUGCCAAGUUGUCGAUCAUCACACAAGCAGCUCGAGAAGUGAUGAAUAAGAUUUACUUUUCAAAAACAAAGAUCAGGUCAGAAAUUGAUCAGCAUGUGUCUGCCGAUGAUUUCGUACCCAUGUUUAUUUGUGUGAUUUGUACAGCUGCUAUCCGAGACAUGUUCACACAAAUUGGAUUUAUUAAGGAGUUUGCUUUUGGGGAUUAUUUAGUUGGAGAACAAGGCUUCUUUUUGAGCAGUUUAGAAUCUUCAGCGAUUUUUAUUAUGAACUUUGAAGAUGAUAAUUACAAGGUUAUUUAA